Messenger RNA from Magnusiomyces paraingens, 2106 nucleotides. RefSeq lists its product as uncharacterized. The record is from RefSeq and is a predicted model, not a curated record. The transcript has a single exon. NCBI's taxonomy places the organism in Eukaryota, Fungi, Ascomycota, Dipodascomycetes, Dipodascales, Dipodascaceae. The coding region runs from base 1 to 2106 and encodes 701 amino acids.
AUGCCCUUUCAUGUGUCGCGCUUUUCAGACUCGCAGUCAGACCAGGACUCGCGUCUUCCUUUUGAGAACGCGGCUCACACUUCGGGUCUCAGUUUGAAUCGAGAUUUGGAAUCUUCAGCGCCAUUGGUUCCUUUAAAGGUCUCUAUGGGUACUUGGAAUCCUCUCAUGCGAAAACGGCGUCCUCAUGGUGCUUCGUCUCUCAAUCAAAUGUCUUUACCACAAUCUCCGGACUCGCCACCUCUCAGCCCCUCCCAAUCUCUCCUUAGUUCCGCAAAUCAUAAUUCGCAUCCCCAUAACACCUCAAACCGUGCUCCUCUGAAAUUCCGACGAUUAUCCCGACACCGUUUGUCGUUUUCUGAUGAAAAGCGCGUUUCUCUUUCACCAUCCCCGUCACCAUUACUAAGACCUAAAUCGCCUGCUUCUCGAUUUUCUGCACGUGCCCAGUCAACUGAUCAACAUAUUAACACAGCCGCCUCCACAGUGGCUACUAUCGCCUCUACCUCAUUAAUAUCUGAACCAACCCCAUUUACAUCUAAAACGCAGUCUAAGCAAUAUUCUGAAUUGCGCCUUUACGAUAAUGGCGAUCUAGAUGUUGACGUUGAUGAAUAUAGUAUAGUUGACUCUGAUGUUUGUGCCUAUGACUCUGACGAUUUAAUGAGCGUUACUAGCCGACGACCCAGCUUAUUGGCCUUUCCUUUUGGAACCAGCAAGGAAACUGUUGCUUCUAACCCAAAUCAGUCUCAACAACAACAUUCGCCUUUUUUAUUAAGUCAGGCUUCUUUGCACUUUAGGUCUUUAUCACCAUCACCAUUUCAGCCUUCUGAUUCGCAUUCUACUUUAUCUUCUUCACUGGGCUCUUUUGGUGCUUUGGUCACAUCAUUUGGGACAAAGUUCAGUCGCUCAACAAAUUGUUUGUCAAACUCAUCAAUUAUGCCCCCAAAUGCCGAUAAAAUUUCUCCAUACUCUUCAUCUAACUCAGUCAUUAAGCAAACUUCCCAUUUGAAUCAUGACGUUAAUAUCUCAUCAUUAAGACAUGUUGGUCACGUGCAUAAUCAUAUGACCCCUGACCACGAAAGUAUUUCUGGAACUGUCAGUGGCUCAGAUAAAAGUGCCAAUAACACGGUAAUUAUCAGUGAUUCACUUGAAAAUACUUUGGGUAAUUUGAAAAAUGAUUUGGAUUUCGAUACUCAGCGUGUAUCUAUAAAGCGGGUGGUGGCAAACCGUAAUGCACUUAAACCAAAGGCUAAAAGUUUUUUACGAGUAUCUCGCGAUCUCCAAAAUGAGCUUUAUCCGGCUGAUUAUGAAAUGCGAAAUGAAGCACGUAUAACUCAUGCUUUAGCUCUUCGCGAAGAUUCUAUUGACGAGCCCGUGUGUUUCGGCCACCGAGGUUUAUUUUUAUCCUUAGAUGAUGAUAGUUUGUCUCAGGUUCCUGGAUCACGCACAGUCUCACGGUCAGGCUCCAUAGUAUCAUGUGCUACCAGUCUUACUCCAACAAAUACAAAUGGCUCAACAUUGACUUCGACUCAGAAUUACGAUUUGCCUUCUCCUCAACCUAAGCACUUAGAUUAUAGAAUACAAUCUGAAAGUUCUGACAUUGAAAAAAGUCCAGAUCCCAACUCUUUGCAUUUUCGAAAUAAGCACAAUCAACAAUCCCACCACCCCGAAAAGUUUUGGUCGGUUCUUCCAUUUUCCAAGAAUAUAAAACAACAAAAACAAUCUUCCAUUUUGCAUUUUCCAUCCUCUUCGUCAAAUUCUUUUGAUACCAAUGACAAUAACAAAAAUAUGCCAGCAACUCCAAGCCCAAGCUCAAUGGCUACCAGCACCCACCUAGUUUCUCUUUGUUCUCCUGAGCUUAGUGAUCCUGAAGAUUCCUAUGAAGCUGAUCCUGAUACCCAUACUUCUCUUAACAAUGAUGCCAGAGGUUUGUCUAAAGUAUAUAAAACUUUGUUUAAGUUUUCUUCAUCUAGUCACAUGUCUUUAAAAUCUCAAGCACCUACUCCGCCAAAAAAAUCAAAACGCAAAGCUCCUCUUUUUGAUGAAACUACUGUGUCACCUUUUGAUCAUUUGUAUGUUAAACGACGAGCGGUAUCUCCGGGGACACCAUAA